Molecule: messenger RNA, 2428 nt
Organism: Oryzias melastigma (Indian medaka)
Lineage: Eukaryota; Metazoa; Chordata; Actinopteri; Beloniformes; Adrianichthyidae
Gene: coro1cb
Product: coronin, actin binding protein, 1Cb
Exons: 11
Coding region: 298-1722 (474 amino acids)
Biological process (GO): cell migration; actin filament organization
Molecular function (GO): actin filament binding
Source: RefSeq, a predicted model, not a curated record
AGCCGGUCAUCCUCCCGAAUUGAAUAGCUGGAUGAGAAUAGAGUGUUUUCAGUCUUUAGCAGGUGAGGAGCAGAUAGUGGAUGUGGAUUUUGUGCAUUGGCAUCCUGGAAUAGGUUUUAAAGCACUGAUUCCCCUCACAUAUAGCAAUCGAGAGUGUGUGGGGGGGACAGGAGCCUUUCCCUUUUUAUUCGGGGAUACUAAAGCAACGUCCUGCAGGAUAAGGGCGCGCCUAAAGUGCCAGAUUCAUGUGUUGAGAUUGAUGACCCCCGUGCAUCGGAAAAUCUUGCAUUAGGAGAUAUGAUGCGACGAGUUGUGAGGCAGAGCAAGUUCCGUCACGUGUUUGGUCAGGCUGUGAGGAACGACCAGUGCUACGAUGACAUCCGUGUGUCCAGGGUAACCUGGGAUAGCUCGUUCUGUGCCGUCAACCCCAAGUUUGUUGCCAUAAUCAUUGAGGCGAGCGGAGGAGGAGCCUUUCUCGUCCUUCCUCUGCACAAGACCGGCCGCAUAGACAAAGCGUACCCGACAGUGUGCGGCCACACGGCGCCCGUGCUGGACAUCGACUGGUGUCCUCAUAAUGAUCUAGUCAUUGCUAGUGGCUCAGAGGACUGCACGGUCAUGGUGUGGCAGAUACCUGAGAAUGGAUUGGAGAACCCCCUCUCUGAGCCUGUGGUUGUGUUAGAAGGACACUCUAAACGGGUCGGCAUCGUGUCGUGGCAUCCUACUGCUCGCAACGUUCUUCUCAGCGCAGGGUGUGACAACCAGAUCAUCAUCUGGAAUGUGGGCUCGGGCCAGGCCAUGAUCAGCUUGGAGGACAUGCACCCUGAUGUCAUCUUUAGUGUCAGCUGGAGCCGCAAUGGCAGUCUGCUGUGUACCGCCUGCAAGGACAAGAAGGUCCGCGUCAUCGACCCUCGUAAAAGGAAGAUUGUGGCCGAGAAGGACAAAGCCCACGAGGGAGCUCGGCCGAUGAGGGCAAUCUUUUUAGCCGACGGAAACAUUUUCACCACCGGCUUCAGUCGCAUGAGCGAGCGGCAGCUUGCCCUGUGGAAAUCUGACAACAUGGAUGAGCCGAUUUGUGUUCAAGAGAUGGACAGCAGUAAUGGAGUCUUGCUGCCCUUCUACGACCCUGACACCAACAUAGUCUACCUGUGUGGAAAGGGGGACAGCAGCAUUCGGUACUUUGAGAUCACCGACGAGGCGCCGUUUGUUCACUACCUCAAUACCUUUUCCACAAAGGAGCCCCAGAGAGGCAUGGGGUACAUGCCUAAGAGAGGUCUGGAUGUCAACAAAUGUGAAAUUGCAAGGUUUUACAAAUUACAUGAGAGAAAGUGUGAACCCAUCAUCAUGACAGUUCCACGGAAGUCGGAUCUGUUCCAGGACGACCUGUAUCCGGACACCGCCAGCCCCGAUCCGGCGCUGGAGGCGGACGAGUGGUUCGCCGGCAAGAACGGAGGCCCCAUCCUGAUCUCACUCAGAGACGGCUACGUGUCCACGAAGAGCCGGGACCUCAAAGUGGUCAAGCCCAAUGUCCUGGAGAGCAAGCCGGUCACCAAAGCGGAGAGCGUCCCGACUGUACAGAAGCACGCUCCUCCCCAGUCCUCAGUGAAAAUGGAAGAUAAGCUGGAAGAGGUACUGAGGGAGUUCAAGUCACUCAGAGACCGUGUCAUCCUCCAAGACCGUCGCAUCGCCAGACUGGAGGAGCAGGUCGCCAAGGUGGCGCUGUGAGGUCCUGAGCGGAUGGUGUCAGAGACGGCCAAAUCCUCAAUAUUCCACAUAACUGAGCUUGGUGUUUGUCCCAGUAAUGAGGCCAAGCCCACAUUCCAAGAUGAACUCUACAUUUGCUCAUUUUUCUCACACACACAGACACACACACACUCAGAAAAAGAACAAUUCCUGCAGCUCAUUGGAAGGCGUUUUUGUUGAAGUCUUAACAGUUUUUAUUUUGAAAUUGUUGUAAGGCAUUCUUGUGUGAACUUUGUACUUACUGCUCAAAGAUCUGCCUGUAGCAUCAGUAUUUCCAUUGUUCUUUUGUGUUGCCAAAUAUGAAUUGUGUGCUUUCAUGCACGACUUUUACAUUGUUUUUGUUUGUUUGCUCCUGUUGUACAUUCCAGUCACAGCCUGGUAGGACAGCGUAGUAAAAGCUGGAUUGUUUUGGAGUUUUUUUAUGAUAGCAGUUGAAGUGUUUUCCUCCCAACGUUGUGUUCAUUGACAUCCAACAGCUUUCUGAAUGUGGAAGAAAUCCUCCUAAAGAUCCGUUCAGCUGGGCUUCAGAUCCAACAUGGGGGGAGAAGGGGUCACCGCCAUGGGGUCAAACUGCAGUUGCCCUCUCUGGUGUCUGUUGGCGUUGGGAAAGGACAACCCAUGCAGCUCGUGUUUCACUGAACCCCCCAACUACAGUUCUGUGCACACAAUAAAGGUUUUACACAUGAAA